GCAACCCUCAAACAAAUAUGGCCGCAAUGUGAUGGUUAGAUGUUGAGCUUACUAUUGUAAAAGACUCGCAGGAUGUCUAAAGCUGGAAAAAGAGUCAAAAGCGGUUCCGGACAAGGUGGAGCGAAAUGGGAACAAGCGCUUUUAUCAGCACAAUUUGAUGAGGAAAACUGGAAGGCCAAUAUCACUUUUGUUGUUGGGAAUAAAGUUGAUGACUACACAUGGAUAGACAUAUUAGGAUCGACUAUUGCCAGUGGACCUCGGAAGUUAUUCAGUGUUAUAUCAAGACAGAAACUUGAAGAGGAGGUAAGAGAACUAGGUAAUCCUAAAGGCAAGAAGCCCAAAGAUGUCCCACAGCACUAUGAAGUUACAGAGCCUUGUAAGAUCCACCUGGACAACAAUGAAGACAUUCCAUUUCCUUUGUUAGCUCGACUUAUCAAAUACAAAUUACUGGCAAUCAAAACCGCAGACAUCAAGAGGCGUGAAACUGAAAAGAAGGCAUCACUUGAUAAAGACAAGGCCCGGAAAGGAUCAGGUGGUAAGGGCGGUAAAGAAAGGGGAAAGUCACCACCAAAAGGUAAAGGGGGUAAAAAAACACCAGAGCCCCCAGCAGCAAAGGAGGGUAGUAAACUGAGAAAGAGAGGAGAGGAAGACGAUGAAGGGAAGUAUAUUGAUGAUGAGCCAGAUGAUGGUGCCCAACACUAUAUCAUUGUAUAUGGAUACAACAGCCCACACCUAAUUACACAACUGGGUGAGCUGAGCAUCAAUAUAGACUCCGUCCUCAGGAUGUCCUCUCAGGACUACACAAGAUUUGUGGUCAAGGACGAUGUCCCAGCGGUAGAAAAGGAUGAAAAGACUCAAGGCAAAGACAAAGCUGCCCAGAAAGCCGUGCUGGAGGAGGUUGAACGGGCCACCAAACUUAAGAUAAAGAAAGAACUCCAGGAGUUUUGGAGAGAUGUCCUGCUGGUGUUACAGAAACAGGCUGAUGGUUCUCGCCUCCAUGACAUCGCUCGUCAGGAGUAUGAGGUGAAGAAUCUUCUGAUACCAGAAGAUCUUGAAGAUGCUGAACAGAAGAAUGUGUUUGGCCUGGCUAUGUUUGAAGAUGUAGCUUGCAUGAUCUAUGACCUGAUUGAUUCUCGUCGUCAUUACAAGAACUACCUGGAAAAUCUCAGGUUACUUCAUGUGCCGAUGUUUGGUCAGGCAACACCUCCUGCACAGGAGGAGCGCCCUGCAGUGUCCGGUGCUCCCACCCCAUCUGCCCAACAACCCCCUGCACCCAGUGUACCCUCUAUCCACCCAGACAUGCUAGAGGUUGCCCCCCAGGUGGACAUGAGGUUCUACAAUGACUUGAUGAGUUGUGUGCCCCAGGAGAGUGUCAGUGUGUCGCUCAUCAUGCAUGCCAUGUUAGAUCAGGUGGUGGCAACAGAAGAGAAUAAUGACCCCCCUAGUGAACAGCUCCCUCCCAAGAGACAGGAUGGCCUCAAUUCUGAGCUUGCCACUCAUAUCAGUGGCCUGGCUUUCAAACUUGCCCUUUCUGAGGAUGAACAAAAGAUACUGUCUGAUGUAUUUGAUACUGAGGAACAACCCCCAGAAACACCAGGGCAGCCAUUGCUAAUGAAUUACCAUGACAAAAUAUCGGCCAGGACCAACCACCUUAAAAAGAUCUUCAAUUUUAACCCAGAAGUAGUAGAGAAAGACAUGUUGAAGCGUCUACCAUUUGCAUCACUGACACACAUUCCCCGACCGGGGUCUCGCAUUGCAAGGGAGCGAGCAGCCAGACUCCAGGAACUGAUACACUUCUGUGCAACUGGAGGAUUGUCACAAUCAGAGAUUGACCGUGCCUUCAAACAGUUUGUAUUUGAGAGUAUGGACCUUGCUAGUACAGAUCCCAAUGGGUUUAUCAUCACACGUGAUAGUGAAGGAGUGGAACACUCAGCCAUCCCUUGGGACGACCCCUACCCGUUUUUUAAGGGCAUGAUUCCCACCCAUCUGAAGGGGGUUAAGGAUGAGGUAGAUGUCCGGUCCUCAAGAUCAGUCACUAUCAAUUUGAUCCCAUGGAGUUUUAGCGGGUUAUCAGACCUGAUAGAUUAUUCUCUGCCUGGUACACCUUCACCUCCCCCUGAACCAUCCAGUGCCCUGAAGGGGGCAGCACCUGAAUUCCAGAAGUCUGUCCGUGAACCUGAACCGCAGGCUCAGCCGGUAGACAAUCGCGCUGCUGAGAACAAGUUACACCAGUCUAGAUCUAGGACGAAAAAGAACAAAACUGCAAUGUCUCCAACAACAUCAAAGAGUGUGAAGACCGAGGAAAAAUCUGUGUCCAUUGAGGAUCAGAGGGAAGGCUCUAGACCUUCAAGUACAGACAGCAAAAAAGGCAUACUGCGACCUCCAUCAAGGUCAAGGUCAAGCUCUGGUGGCCACAGAUCAAGGAGUAACUCAGUACACUUUGAGAAGGAUGAGGAAGGUAAACCUAUACGUCACUAUGAGGAGGAGGACGAGCUGGAUGUCGUGGAGACGGAGCCAGACAAGACCACAGAGGAGAGUCUCAUGGAAAUUGUGGAUGCCCAGAAACGCAACCUUGACCAGUGGUGUUUCGCUGAGCACUAUGAACCCAAUGUCCUAUUACAGGUCAUCAGAGAAGCAUCCUUCUUACUUCCGUUCAUGGAUAUGUACUACCACAAGAGAGACAACUCAUUGAUGUUGGUCCUCCACAAUCCGUCCAGUCUGGAGCUUCAGAACCAUGUUGACUGGCACACUGAGCUUCACUGCAAUCUGGGAUUCAGAAAUUACAUGGAAUGUGUGGCUGAGUCAAUAGCAGAUUGGAACCAGGAAGAGGAAGCCAAGUAUCAGGCUGUCCUCCUCUCAAAGGAGCUGGUGAAGAUGAGGGAUGACGAGGAGGCAAGCAUCAAGUCUGCUGAGAAGGCCAAGGGCCGCAAGUCUCCCCGCAAAUCACCAAGCCGGUCAAAAAGUCCCGGUAAAAACUCUCGUUCCAGUAGUCAGGAACGUCCUUCAUCAGCUACCAGUAACAUGUUUGUCAGAGCUAACUCUCUCAAGGCCUGGAAGGAGGAGCAAGAUAGAAUGAAGGCGGAAGAAGAGGAGAAAGAGCGAGAAAAGAGUGCAAAACGUGUUAAAUCAGGCAAAAAGGCUGAAAAGGAAAAGGAGGACAAGAAAGCGCCAGGAUCAAGGGCCAGUGCUAAGUCUAAGACAUCUGCCAAGGAGCCAACAGAUGAGCAGCCAAAGGAGGAUGGUGAUGUUGCCCCUGUGGAGGAGAAAUACUGGCCUUUUACGGGGUAUGAUGUGGGUAACAAGCUUAUCCAUGUGGCGGGAAUGACCACCACCCUGUUUCCCUCGGACGGCGGUCAGAUCAGGACAGAGAAGCUGGAGUUCACACAGGGCACCAACUCUGUGAAGACAUCUGUGUUGAAGGAUGGCCAUGUGUUCUGUGUACAUGUCAUUGACCCAAAGGAGGGUGAAGAGGACAGCGAGGAGGAGAAUGAAGAAAACAAGGAUGAGGUGGAGAAGUCAGAACAUGAGAAAUCUGAGAAGGACCAAGGAGAUAAGAUGACAAAAGAUGGUGAUGCUGGGAGUACUGCCAGAAGUAAUUCUGCCAGAUCUGAGGAGAAGAAAACAAAAUCAGUCAGUGCUUUUGGCUGCAUAACUGCUAAUCUGCAGGAUGGGAUGACACUGUCACUAAGUCAGUUUGGUCCAACAGGAGUUUCUGAGGAUGGUAAGAAGUAUGAGCCAAAGGUCUAUGUGCCACCACCCACCACUCCCAGUCCUGUGCCACCACCUUCACCAACAAAGAGUAAGAAGGGAGACAAGGGUAAGGGUGCGCCAACUCCCGAAGCUCCUCCUCCAGUCACGCCCCAAGAAACAGAGAAGGAAGAGGAUCAGGAGGAGAAGAAGGAUGAAGAAAAACCUGUGCUUCAGCCAUUCCAGCAGUUAUAUGUGAGCUCACCUGAUGGCCUCAGUGUGAAGUACCUUCUGGAGAGCUCUGUUGGUAUGAAGCCCUUGUCUGAUGAUGACCGCCGUCUGCUCAUUAAACAAAGUUAUCCCUUUAAGACACGGGGUGAGCAACCAUGUGAGGCCAAGCGUAGGAAGUAUGCCUUGUCUGAACAGUCUCGCAUCAUCACAUCAGAAGGCACAGUUGUCAAAAACAUGAUGGAUGGGUCAAUCGAGGUGCUGUAUGCUGAUGGCACAGUUAGUGUCCACACUGGUCCAUGGGCUAGCAAGCGGAGUGGCAGCAGUUCACCACAGAGAGCAGGAAGUGCUCGUAGUCAGACUGGAGAAAGGGCAGAAACACCGACCAAGAAGGCAGCAGUAAGUGCUAAGGGAAAGGCCAGCAAAUCCCAGGAUAAGAUAGCGGAGCAGGCUCCAGAGGAGGAUGUGCCAGAGGUUAAGGGAACCUGGGUUACCACAUAUCCUAAUGGGGAGAAAGUGGCCUGUAAAAGUGAUGGAAACAUGGAGGAACUCAAAUCAGUGAUGAUCAGCUUGGCGUCUGACCCCCAGACAAGUCAGUCCAUGGCAACAAGAGAUGACCAUGUGAUCACCAUCAGUUACCCAGAUGGUACAACAAUCAUAGAGCAUGCCGAUGGUACAAGGAUUACGACCUACUACAAGGAGAACCAGAUAUCUACUGGGGAGGAGGAGUAUGAAGACAAUGACAUAAAAGAAUUUGAAACCCAAACAGUGAAGUUUGUGAAGGUGGAAUGUCCUGCUUAUGCUACAGUAGAAUUCAAUUGUUUAACAAGUGAGAAUUUGACCAUAUUUGGUAAUGGUACGACCAUCAACGUAUUCCCGGACGGAUACUACAUGUUACACCAGCAUGAUGGGGGACGAGUAGAGGUAGACAUGGAAGGCACCCUCACCUACUACCCUCGUCCAAUCAGGAACAUGGAACAGCUCCUCCCCGAGAGAGAACUACAGUACAUCCUCUGUCACAAUGCAGAUGUGGUUGUAGAAACUGUUGACUCAGAUGGCAAUGUAUUUAACGUGAAAAGUAAUGGGGACUUCACUGUGAUUCCUGUAAAUGGUGAUGCACUUUCUGAAUCUAGUAUGGACGAAAAUAAAAUUGAUAAAAAAUUGACCACUUAUAGAGAACAUGCUCCACGAUUUUUUAUUCUCCAUUCAGAUGGAAGUGGUACUGAAUUGUUACGGUACCAGGAUGUUGCAGAAUAUAUAAACACAGCAGAACAUAGUCCUGCAACUGCAGUGCUUAAAGAUGACCUUCCAGAUUAUCCAGGGGUCCAAGGAAUCACCAUUCUCAAACCAUAUCUUGGAGGUCCGUCUGAAAAAUUCUUUAAGAAAUAUGACCAAGAGUCCAUCAUUCCUCCAGGCAUACGUUGCCGAGAUCUGACAACUCUUCCUCCAAAGGAAUUUAAAACUCCUGGACCAGGCUAUGGAAAAAACGUAGGACAGGGACUGUCUGUGGGAGCAGCAGUAAGACAGCCAAUCAGAAUUCCCAUUCUAAAGUGUCCGAAUAUUCUAGAACUAAGACAACUUAUACAGUAUAAACCUGUGUCAGGAUCCCUCAGAGAAAGCCUGCAGGCAGGUGUUAAGGAGUAUGCCGAGUUUGUGACAGAAAGAAACAAGGUCACUAACAUGAUGCAGGUAGUAGAUCCAAGGACAGAUGAGGAAAGGAUACAUGCUGCAGAUCUGACAGAGAUUGGACUACAGACAGCUCAGCGGGAACUCCCACAGUAUGAGCCAGCCAACAUCAAAGGCAUCUAUGAGAAAGUGACAGCACCCCCUGUACCAAGUCCUCCACCAACACCCCAGCCCAAACGUACAAUGGCUGACUGGGAGAGGGACCAGAGAGAGAUGAACCAGGAAAUGGAUGGCCGGGAUGCUCUCAGGAAGAAGAGGAUCCCUACCUACUUUGAUAGUGAAUUUGGGAAAGCCUUCCUCCUCACACAGGCUAAGGAUGUGGACGAGAUUCUACAACAGUUGUCUGAGGAUCCAAGGAAGGAUGGUACGGAAGCUGUCCGUGGAAAUUCCUCCAGUCAGAGUAACAAUCCCCAGCAAAUCUCUCCUGACACCAGUGCUUACCCAGCAAGAUCUGUAGCAGCAGUGACCUCUGUCCAGAGUGAUCGGUCAAGCACAUCACCUGUGGACACACUCCACCCAAAGCAAGUCUCAGAUACACCUAUAUCAUAUGCAGUGUAUGCAGAAACUGUUCCGUCCCGUGGAGGUAUCCGUCCAGGGAAUCCAACUCCAGCUCAUGCUACAGGUCAAGGCUCCCCAGCUCCACUUCGUCCAGAUAAUCCCACUCCUGGGCAUGCUGUCAAAACCAGCACUGGCCGACCAUAUAAUCCUACUCCAAAACAUGCUGGUGGUCAGAUAGACUCGCCCUCUGACUUGCCCUCACAGCUUGACUAUCCAGCCAUCAUCAUGGAGCAGCCACUGGAGGAGGAAGAUUAUUCAGCUGGUGAGGUUCCAGAGGGAGAGAAUGAAUUAAUCCUAACACGAAGCUUAAAGAUGGAUGUGACAGGCCGACCUAGGAAGGAGGCUGUGGUGCUCCCUAGGGGUAUCAAGGGAGGACGUCCAGGGGCUAUCCCCAACACCAAGUACAAGACUGUUGAAGUGAGUGUACGACGGAAGGUGAAUACAUCUGUGACAGCAGGAGCAUCGGUCCCAUCUCAAGUCCAGCUGGAGAGGAUGAGGGGUCUAAUUCUACUGCCCGAGGAGAUAGAUUUUGGAGUCCUGAGAGAGGGCAACACCUACAUCUGUACUGUCUGUCUGAAGAACACAGGUGUGGAUUCUUGUCGCUUUAAAAUCAGACAGCCUCCUCCUGCUACUGGCCUUAGAAUCAACUACAAACUAGGACCGAUUGCAGCUGGGAUGAAGACUGACUUGGAGUGUGAACUGUAUGCUAUCGCCGUCGGAGUGGAGGGAGAGUCCGGGGUUGGCUCAAUCAGACAUGACCUAGAGAUUGUCACAGAAACUGACAUACUCUUCCUUCCCAUCACAGCAACUGUUUUGACUGCCGAUGCUUACGACAAUAGGAGUCCCAACAGUCCCCAAGGAGGGAAGUCCCCUGGCACGCGGCUAGUUUCUACCCGUCCUCCACAGAGUACAGGCAUCAUUAGACCCAGGAAAAACCCCUUCCCAGGUCCACCCCAGCCAGAUUCAACAUAUGUGCGAUAAAGUUGAGAAUGUGUACAGAAAACUAUUUAUAAUUUGCACACAUGAAAACUUGGUUUGUGAAGAGACCCAAUCAUUGUUUUAAAUCUGUGAUAUGUUUCUUUUUGUAUGUACAUCUACCAAAAAAGUCUCGUCAAACUUAGCUGGUAUGUUAUACAGCUGUAAUGGUUUGUUUCAUUAAUAAAUAACUGUGAUAUCUUCAUUGCAAUUUUAUUCUGUUCUUUUUAACUUCUCUUCUCCUAUGGAUGCUAAUAUGGACACGCUGCAACUAAGGCAUACAGGCUUAUUCCACCCAUUAGAUUUAUACAUGGUUAACAUUCCCGCCAAAGACAAGCAUUGAUAUCAGUUUAUUUUGGUAAUACAAUGUGUGCACAUUUGCUGCCAUCUUGUGGAUUUGUGAUUUUUUAAAAAUUGUACAGAAUGAUGUGAUUAGUACCCUGUAACACUAUCAUUUGUAUAUUUUGUAUAGAUCAUAUUUAUGUAAAUUUUGUGAAGAUAAAUAAAUACAUGUAUAUCA
Molecule: messenger RNA, 7654 nt
Organism: Pecten maximus
Lineage: Eukaryota; Metazoa; Mollusca; Bivalvia; Pectinida; Pectinidae
Product: sperm-associated antigen 17-like
Exons: 40
Coding region: 73-7140 (2355 amino acids)
Biological process (GO): axonemal central apparatus assembly; epithelial cilium movement involved in extracellular fluid movement
Cellular component (GO): axonemal central apparatus
Source: RefSeq, a predicted model, not a curated record